GGGGCAGUUCUGCUACAGUUGUGACAUGACCGAUAGUAAGAAACGACAGUCAGCGAGAGCACGAAAGCAAAGAUGAGGAUGGUUGUGCCUAAGGUUUUCCCACAUACAACAACCUAUGGAGUUUUUCCCCCUGCUGGCCACAUUCACCUUUCUCAUUGGGGGCAUGAAUGAAUGAUUUUAUGAGUUGCACAAAGAUGGAAGACUGUUUGAUAGAAGACCAGACAACCUUUUACUCAAAGGCAGAACACUAUUGGAAGGAAGUCCCGCCCACUGUGGAUGGAAUGCUGGGGGGUUAUGGCAGCAUUUCUAGCAUUGACAUUAAUGGCUCCAAAAAGUUUCUUCAGAAAUUCCUUGGGGAAGGCCAGGGUAAGACUGGGACAGGCUGUGCUCUGGACUGUGGCGCAGGAAUCGGCCGUAUCACCAAGCGCCUGCUGCUGCCCCUCUUCCAUACAGUGGACCUAGUGGACGUGACACAGGAGUUUCUGGAUAAAGCUCGUUCCUACCUGGGUGAGGAGGCCAAGCAAGUGGAGAACUACUUCUGCUGUGGCCUACAAGACUUUCAGCCCCAGGCAGAGCGCUACGAUGUCAUAUGGAUCCAGUGGGUGAUUGGUCACUUGACCGAUGACCACCUGGUGGAAUUCCUGAGGCGUUGCCGGAGCGGUCUGCGUCCAGAUGGCCUGAUUGUGGUGAAGGAUAAUGUUGCGUUUGAAGGUGUAAUACCUGAUGAUGUUGACAGCAGCGUGUGUCGGGACCUGAAUUUACUACAUCGCCUAGUAGCCCGGGCCGGACUCAACAUCAUCUGUGAGGAGCAGCAGCAGAACUUCCCUGAGGAAAUCUAUCAGGUCCACACUCUAGCACUCAGAUAGCUGUGAGCACUGAACGAGGGGGGUUUAUGUGUUUGUUCGGAAGCCAAUAAUGUGAGAACAAUUUAAGAUCAAUGUUAGCUACACAAGAAGCUACGUGUUGCUGCCAAUGUGAUCACCAUUUUUUUUAAAAAGGCACAAAACUUAAAGGUGACAUUGGAACCUUGGGGAUUUUAAGCAGGGGAGUUUUACUUGACCUCUAGAGUUUGUAAUAUAAACAGCUAGGGUUCAUCGCUAUUACGAAUCUGAAUGCAAAAGUGACGAAUGGGAGCUUUUCAGAUAUCCAAACAGUUUUACACUCCAGUUGAUCCUCAGUUUGAAGUGUGGAAGUUUGAAACAAUCAAGAAAAAAUGUAAACCACGCACACUGCUUUGUUUUUAGCAAUGGGUGUGCUGAAGACUUGAAGGGACAGUUGACCCAAAAAUGAAAACGGUCAUGUUUUCACCCUCAUGUUGUUCCAAACCUGUAUUACUUAU
This is a messenger RNA of Sinocyclocheilus rhinocerous, 1339 nucleotides long. Its product is annotated as N-terminal Xaa-Pro-Lys N-methyltransferase 1-like. Gene Ontology annotation, cellular component: cytoplasm. The record is from RefSeq and is a predicted model, not a curated record. Gene Ontology annotation, biological process: N-terminal protein amino acid methylation. Gene Ontology annotation, molecular function: N-terminal protein N-methyltransferase activity. NCBI's taxonomy places the organism in Eukaryota, Metazoa, Chordata, Actinopteri, Cypriniformes, Cyprinidae. The transcript is spliced from 5 exons. The coding region runs from base 168 to 866 and encodes 232 amino acids.